CGAGCUGCCCAGAGCGGCCCCUCCGUGCUGACCCCGCCCCCGCGCGUCGCGUUGCCAUGGGAACGCGGGACCGUUGCUGUAGAGACGGAGAGGCCGAGCGGAGCGGGAUGCCUUCCAACCGCUACCGGACACGGGCACGGAGCACCGAGGUGGACGAGACCCUGUUUGGGCCCCCGGCGCCCCACGGCCCCAUCGUGCUCCUGCGGGAUGCGCGCAGCGCCCCGAAAUCAGCGCCCGGCGCCCAGCACCGCCCCGCCUCCAUCCGCCUGCUCGGCAAGGACCUCGUCCGCCGCCUCGUCGUCCCCGCGGAGAAGCCGGCGCCGUCCCUCAUCAUUGGCCUGCGGGAUUUCCAGCGCAUCCAGGAAUCGUCCCGAGUGCUGAGCAAGGAGCAGCGCGCGGCCCAGCUGGAGGCCCUGAAAGCGCAGCGCGACGCUGCCCUCGGGUAGACAGGAGCUGGUGAAGCAGAUAGAGAAGAACGCGGAGGAGCGGGCGCUGAGGGCUGAGCAGCGGGACCAGGAGAGCCAGGAGGUGCUGCGGUACCUGGAGCAGCUGAAGAUGGAGGAGCAGAAGGAGCUGGAGCAGAAGAGGGAGCAGCAGAAGAAAAUCCAGGCUGAGAUUAAACGCAUCAACGACGAGAACCAGAGGUGCAAGGAGGAGCGGCUGCAGCAGGAGAGGAUGGCGGACGAGCGGGUGCUGGAGUACCAGCGGCAGAAAAUGGAGCGGGAGGCAGAGCUCGAAGCCGAGCAGGAGAGGAUCCGUCGGGAGAAGGAGAAGGAGAUGGCGCGGCUCAGGGCCAUGCAGGAGAGGGCCCUCGACCAGCAGGCAGAGCGGGACGCGCUGAGGGCCAAGCGCAGCCAGGAGGCGGCGGAGCGGGAGUGGAGGAGGAAGGAGAAGGAGGCGGCGCGGAAGAAGGCCGAGAUGGAGGAGCAGCUGCGGCGGGGCCGGAGGGAGCAGAUCGCGGCGCGGGAGCACUGCAUGGCCGUGCAGGUGCAGCGGGACCGGCACGACUUCGAGCGCAUCCUCCGGGCCCAGCAGGAGCAGAUGGAGAAGGAGAAGGCGGAGGAGGCGCGGAGGGCAGCCCUGCAGCUCGCCCACGCCGACGACAUCCGACGUCAGAUGCGGGAGAGGCAGCAGCAGCAGGCCCGGGAGCGCGCGGCCGCCUUCGAGGAAUGCCAGCGGCUGCAGGAGGAGGCUCGCCAGCGCAGCCGGCGCAUCGCCCAGCUCAAGCAGCAGAAGAUCCAGGAGCUCAGAGCUGCUGGCAUCCCCGAGAAGUAUUGCGCCCAGGUGGAGCGGCGCGUGGGGAGCGGGGCCGAGCCCCAGGCGGAGCAGAACGCGGCAGCUCGGCGGCUGCGGCUUUCUUAGGCAGAGUUGUCUGCAAACAGAGAUGUUGGUGGAGCAGGCGGCA
Numida meleagris (helmeted guineafowl) is the source of this 1405-nucleotide messenger RNA. It is a transcript of the gene CFAP45, whose product is annotated as cilia and flagella associated protein 45. The record is from RefSeq and is a predicted model, not a curated record. NCBI's taxonomy places the organism in Eukaryota, Metazoa, Chordata, Aves, Galliformes, Numididae.